Messenger RNA from Scutellospora calospora, 1630 nucleotides. Lineage: Eukaryota; Fungi; Glomeromycota; Glomeromycetes; Diversisporales; Gigasporaceae. The record is from the annotation of a GenBank genome assembly.
AUGGCAGAAACGACCGAUACUUCUUCUAUAUUGACUCUCGAAAAUUAUGAAGGAUUCCGAACGAACGCUUAUAUAACGUUAGAAGCUUAUGCUAAAAAACAAAAGUCUACACUUCCCCCUGGGGAGGUUGCUUUUCGGAGGACUGUUGAUCCCGCGUCUGCCCUCGCGCUUGAAAAAAUCUCUACUAGAAUAAAAAAUAAGUUGAAUCGUUUGUUAGUGAACGCUGACAUACCUGGUUCUGAAAUGAUCGGGAGAGUUAAUGACGUCAAGGAUUUUGAUAUUUGGUUUAAAGAUUUAGUUACAUUAAACGAUUCGUUGAUUGACGGUGUAAAUGCUUCAUUGGAUGAAUUAACUGGCCGUAACCAAAAAUUCGCGAGUUUUACUGCCGACGCAUCAACAUCGAUGGUAGCUCAAGUCAGAGCUAAAUCUGGGGAUUUCAAUAUUGUAUAUUCCCGUAACAUUACUCGUCCACAAGCAAAGUUUAAAGAUAAAGUUGACAAUUCUGGUGUUCCUUUUGUUCCUAAACUUCCAAAUAAACCGAACGCAACUGUGCCAUUAAAACUGGAUGGUAUUGAAGAGGGUUCUUCGUAUCCUCAUCCAUAUCUAUAUGAGAUAACUCAUCUUACAUACCCUUCCUUCAUUUUUGAAGAGAAAGAGCCAAUACUAUAUCAACAUCUUGAGACUACUCCUCUUACCUGGGUUGAUACAUUGGAAGGAUUAACUGCUAUGUGUCAGAAAUUAGAUACUUCUCAAGAAAUUGCUGUGGACCUUGAGCAUCAUGAUUAUCGUUCAUAUCAAGGUUUUACUUGUUUAAUACAGAUCAGCACGCGAUUUGAGGAUUUCAUUGUGGAUGCUUUGGAAUUGAGGCAUCAUUUGCAUAUGUUAAAUAAUUCUUUCACCAACCCUAAUAUCUUAAAGAAUUCUGUCACUACCACUUACAAUUUGUUAAAAGUUACACUUGACCGUUCAGCUGAAAUUUCACUUAAAUGUUAUGAAACUUACCGUUACGAUCAUAGUGGUGAUGGUCCGAAUGGUUAUCAAAAGUUAUUAGCAAAAUGGAGUCUUCCAUUGAAUAGACAACAGGUUCUUGCAGUAUUUAAAGUUCUUCAUGCUUGGAGAGAUUCUAAAGCCAGAGAAGAAGAUGAGAGUAUUGCGUAUAUGCCUGAAGAUUCCAAAGAUAUAACUGCAUUUUGUAGAAAUAUAGUUCCACCACUUGUUAGAGAAAAUACCCUAGAAUUGGUCAACUUGAUCACUGAAGCUAAAAAUAGUGUUCUAAAUUCAACAAGUAUAUUUGACAGUAAACCUAUGGAAAUUGAUCAUGAGAUAAAAACUGUGACGUCAAAUAUUAUUCCAAUUACCAAUUCUAAAAAUGUAAGAUGGGUUUUGGAUACAUCACUUCCUAAAUAUAAUGCUGAUAAUUAUAAAGAAAAAAAAUCGGUAUUAUUUGGUGAUUUGUUUAUUGAGAAAGUUUCUGAAAUUCUCUCAAAUCUCACAUUUGCUCCUCCUAUAUUACCUAAAUCCAUUUUAUAUGGAGUUAAUAAAAUCAAUUCACAAUCUGAACCAAAGAAUGAACCUCCUCAAUUAUUUAUACUUCCUGCGGAACACAUUUUUGUUCCUCCUGAGGCAAGAA